Molecule: messenger RNA, 5591 nt
Organism: Labeo rohita (rohu)
Lineage: Eukaryota; Metazoa; Chordata; Actinopteri; Cypriniformes; Cyprinidae
Product: diacylglycerol kinase theta
Exons: 23
Coding region: 509-3265 (918 amino acids)
Biological process (GO): intracellular signal transduction; diacylglycerol metabolic process; lipid phosphorylation
Molecular function (GO): ATP-dependent diacylglycerol kinase activity
Source: RefSeq, a predicted model, not a curated record
CUCUACUACAGGCGGAAGUUACAGGCGCUUGUGUUGGUGAAAAUCUCCAGUGGUGAGAAAGUGAAAAGCAGCGUAAAUGAUAAACAGCAGCCGUUUGUGACGAUUCUAACAGCAGCGCAUCAUAUAUGUGGACGCGGCGGCUUUGUUAUCCUUUCCUGCAUUGGCAGACUGCUGGUUUUCGUCGGUAAAGGCAUACUGGCAUAUUUAUUGAGUUUAAUGUCUGGUCACAUUGUCAGAUAGUUUAAGCUCUCACAGGAACUAACACAGGCGCUUUGAUUGGAACGUUGAGACAUUCUGUUACAUUGAUACAUUGUAGCCAGACGGCGCGUUUCCGACUCCAGUUAAAACGUUGCUGUAGCGGGAAAGAAGAAACAUUCACUUUAUUCAGUGAUGACUCGACUGGGUUUAACAUAACUGCAUAAUCACAUAUGUGACUUCCACAACAACCAGUCUAGUGGAGCCUUUUAUCUUGGCGUUCUGCACUGGAUUUGCAUUGGAAGUGACAGAGAUGGCAGACAGCGGUCGGGUGAAGCACAACAGCCCGAACUCGAGUCCCGGACCCGGGAGGAAAAAGGCGCAGCAGUCGCCCGGUUCAAAGGCGCGGUACUCGGUUAACGCUCCAGGACACUGCUUUCGAAAAGUGACCCUGACCAAACCGACCUUCUGCCAUCACUGCAGCGACUUCAUAUGGGGGAUUGUCGGGUUUGUUUGUGAAGUGUGUAACUUCAUGUCACAUGAGAAAUGUUUGAAGCACGUCAGGACUGUGUGUUCCUGUAUGGCUUCCACACAAGUUUGGGUUCCUGUAGCGCACUGCUUUGGUCCCGCCGGUCAGAAGAAGAGGUUCUGCUGUGUUUGCCGGAAGCAUCUGGAAGGCAGUUUGGCUCUGCGCUGUGAAGUGUGUGAGCUACACGUGCACAGUGACUGUGCCCCGUUCAGUGUCAGCGACUGUCGUUUCUGCCACCAAGAUGGAGGGCAAGACAUUGACACGUACCAGCACCACUGGCGAGAGGGGAACAUGUCCUCAGGUGCCCGCUGUGAGGUCUGUCGUCGCACCUGCAGUUCUUCGGACGUCCUGGCUGGCGUGAGAUGCGAGUGGUGUGGCAUUACGGCACAUGCGUCAUGUUACAUAAUCAUCCCCCUAGAGUGCAGCAUGGGACGGUUGCGGAAUAUGAUUCUUCACCCUAGCUGCGUGAGGAUCUGCUCGCGGAACUUCAGCAAAAUGCACUGUUACAGAAUCUCAGAAAAUUCCCAGCACAGCGAGAUGAUGGAUAACCUGGGUGAUGUCGAUACUCAGAGUCCAGUAACUUCAAAGGAAACUCAGUCCACGGGAUCACCUGACACAGGUAAACAGACGCUGAAGGUUUUCGAUGGCGACGACGCAGCUAAGCGGAAUCAGUUUCGUUUGGUCUCAAUCCCUCGAAUAAUCAAGAAUGAGGAAGUAGUGGAAGCAUCACUCAGAGCAUUCUACAUCCCAGAUGAACCGCAAGAUUACGAGCUACAGAGUUACAGCCAACAGGGACUGUUUACAGAUGACAUCAUCAACCGUAACGGCACGCCGGACAACAAGUCCAUAUUUAAAGAUACCGUUUCUGAUUCCUGGGUGCUGAGAUCAAAACCCAGAGAAACAGAAGUGGUGAAGAUUUAUUCCGGCCCACUCAAGGCUGAAGUCAUCUCAGUUACUGCUGGGAAAAGCAGCACAGUAGACUCGAUUAUAAAGGAAGUGCACUCACGCAUAGGAAAACAGAAUGAAAACCCUGCUGACUACAACCUUGUAGAAGUUUUCAUGAGCAGCAAACAAGUGCAACGGCAAGUCCUUAGUGGUCAGGAGAUUUUACUGGACAAACUGCAGGAGAUACGAAAGACAUCACUGCGACAGAUGAAUCAGACACGGUUUUACAUCGAGGAAAGCAGGAAUCGAGUGGCACAAGUCAAUCUGCUUUUGGGAGGCUUUCCGACACAGCUUGAAAAAGAGGAAUACACACGUUUGCUAUCCGAACACCUCGAAGUCAAAAGUCAUUUGGUCAGCAUCACUCACGCGUACUCUGAACAAGGUGCUGUGGUUCUGCAGAUCAGCUGUUUCUCAGAGGCAGAGAGGAUUUACAUGCUGGCCAAAGACAUCAGCAUCAGCGGCAAACAGCUCUACUCACUUGUCAUACCUGAGAUCAUGCAGCAAAGCAACCUGGCCAAAGGAAGCUGCCCCCUACUAGUCUUUGUCAACCCUAAAAGUGGUGGACUAAAGGGCAGGGAGAUCUUAUACAGCUUCCGUAAACUUCUAAACCCUCAUCAAGUGUUUGAGCUGACCAGCGGAGGACCACUUGCUGGGCUGCACACGUUUAAAGACGUCCCUCACUUUCGUAUCCUGGUGUGUGGAGGAGACGGCACUGUGGGAUGGGUGCUGGGGGUUCUAGAGUCCAUCCGGCACAAAAUUGCAUGUCCUGAGCCAGCAAUCAGCAUUAUACCACUGGGCACAGGAAACGAUCUGGCUCGGGUGUUGCGAUGGGGGACGGGCUAUAGCGGCGAGGACCCCUACAACAUCCUGCUGUCUGUGGACGAGGCAGAGGAAGUGCAAAUGGACCGCUGGACAAUUCUUCUGGACGCACAGGAAAUGACAGAGGAUGGCAAAGAGAAUGGCUUCCUAGAGCCACCCAAGAUUGUGCACAUGAAUAAUUAUUUUGGGCUGGGAAUUGAUGCUGAGCUGAGUCUGGACUUUCAUCAUGCACGUGAGGAGGACCCGGACAAGUUUAAUAGCAGGUUCCACAAUAAAGGUGUGUACGUAAAGGUGGGCCUGCAGAAGUUGAGUCACACACGAAACCUUCAUAAAGACAUCAGACUGCAAGUGGACAGACAGGAGGUGGAACUUCCCAGUAUAGAGGGACUGAUAUUCCUCAACAUUCCCAGCUGGGGUUCUGGUGCUGACCUGUGGGGCUCAGACAGCGACUCGCGGUUUGGGCGGCCAAGGAUAGAUGACGGGAUGCUGGAGGUUGUGGGAGUUACCGGUGUGGUGCACAUGGGUCAGGUUCAGAGUGGGCUGCGUUCUGGGAUUCGUAUCGCUCAAGGCAGCUACAUUCGCAUCACUGUGAACAAACCCAUUCCAGUGCAGGUGGAUGGAGAACCCUGGAUACAAUCACCUGGACAGAUCAUCAUCUCAGCUGCGGGACCAAAGGUGUGCAUGCUGAGAAAGUCCAAAGCCAAGCAGAAGAAACAGUCAGGCAGUUUGAAGGAAAGCCGUUCUGACAGUCCAGCUCCCAGCGAUGGUGGGCAGUGACAAACCGCACAAACACUUCAUUGACAGCCCUUUACUGUCGCCUUGACAACUUUUCUUUUAGUCUGUCCUCUGUUCUUUGGGUAUCAACAUUACUUUAAUGACUUUAGCUGAAGUACAAUGUGUUACACAGACAUCUCUAUCAUCUCAUAGUCUGUAGUGUUCAAACGCUCCGUCUGACGAUAGCACUGCAGUGUGUUUCUCAGGACUUUAGCUGCCCUCGGCCGGGUUUCCGGCCUGUUUUUGCCUUAGAUCCGUGCUGGUUUAGAGAUUUUCGUUGGUUUUAUUUCGAUUCCCAAACCGGAUCAUCUUUUCAAAGGGAAUAUUGUCCUAAAGUAGUCCAUCACUGAAAUGCUAAGGCACAUAUUAAUAAUCAACCAGUAUUUAAUCACAUUGCGCUCAUCACAAAUGCCAAAAAAUGCUGUCGCCAAGUUAAGAUGCUCUCGUGUUUCACAAAUGAUGGUGGCCUUUUUGGUUUAAGGUACAUACUGUGACUCACCUGGUCACCUUUUUUGUCUUUCCAGUGAUUAUUGUUAAUGUCUUACUUGAGGUUUAUUUGCAAUAGCAGCCCCCUAGUAGCUUUCUACAAGUAUCUAAACCAAAAUAAUGCAGUAUAGAUGUACAAACAACUCUAGUUCUUCUCCAUUAAGAGCACAUUUGAUUGUAUAAGUGGAUUGAGGAGAGAUAAUCAUCUUUGUAUAUCAAAACAAAAUUUUGUAGCUCUGUCAGCUGUGAGACCGGAGGCGCAAUCAUGCGCCUUGCCAAAACGUGAGGAACAAUCUGGCGUCGUCACAGCCGUUUCGUAAAAGGAGGAUGAAUAUCAAUAGCUUUUUGAACAAGUGUGGUACCGAAAAAUACUGUGAAAUGCUUGAGUUGUGGAUUUUGAUGAAUGUUUGUAAAUUCCCUGCGACGUUUGUGGACAUGCGCACCAUUUUUGGUGUUAAUAGUAAUAUAAUGACGUAUGAUACUUGAUAAAACAUUCCAUGCAAGAUCACGUAGCAUAUGCGGUAUUUAACAUGGUGCCAGUUAGUGUGACUGGUCAUAUGAACCUUUAAUUCAAACAUAGCUUUAUCAUGUUCUAGUGAAAGCAUUGAUUUGUAAGUAAACAAAUAUGUUACUGUUAUCUGACAUAGUCGUGUAAAGCUACUCGUCUUGACGUAAAGCUAAAACUAGAGGCGAGCGCAGUGCUGUAAUAUAUUGGCUAGUGUAUAUGUGGUUUGUGUACAGUGACUGGUCAGCCCUGGAUUCAUGAUUCUGAGGCUGGUCUUAGAUUUUGUAUGUGUGAUCUGUUGGACACUCCGCUCCCCAUUAGGCUUGUAUUAUUGGAAGGCUGUUGCCCUGUAAACGUGCUGGAUGCGGGGCUCAGCCUCGGCCACCUACGGGACGACUGUCUGACCUCAUCUACCUCGCCAAGAUCUUCCAAAGACUUGCGCCUUCUUUUCAUCCUGCACUUCAUGGAUUGUGUCUGGGAAUAUUCGGAAUAGACCUUAGUCGGGUUAGACGCCAUAUUAUCCAUCUUUUUUUGUCCUGUAAGAGCGGGCACAGCCAUUUGUACAUUUUAUGGGUCUGGCUUCCGCUCUCCUUUGCGUCCAGCUAUUUUUAGCUGUUCAAAACGGCUUGUUUUGCUGCUUGAUAUUGCAAAUUGGUGUGUCUUAACAUUAUUUUAAUGUAUUAUCUUAAUUAUGAGCACACUGGUUUGCAGUGCAAACAGUUUUAGAGCUGCUAGAGCUGCACGAUUAAUCGUUAAAUAAUCGCAAUCUCGAUUAUUUUUAAAUGACAAUUUGUCUGUGCCUGUUAAACCUCUGAUAAAGUCAUUCCAGAACAUUCAAAUAUGUGCUCAUGCUGCCGCUGACACAGAAGGAGCAGUUACCUGUUUAGGUAUGAAACCACUUUACAAACAGACUUUUCAACCAUUUGUGGUUCGGAUAUUAUGACAGCAUUUUAGUGCCACGUUAAAAAUGUAAAAAAAAAAAUCUAAGAUUGCGAGAAUAAAGUCGAAAUAUUGUGAGAAUACAGUUGAAACAUUUUGACAAUAAAGUUAAAAUAUUUGGACAAAGUCGAAAUAUUGCGAGAAUAAAGUCGAAAUAUUGCGAGAAUAUAAAGUUGAAAUAUUUUGACACAGUUAAAAUUUUUUGACAAAGUCGAAGUAUUGCGACAAUAAAGUCAAAAUAUUUCGACAAUAAAGUCGAAAUUACGAGAAUAGUCCAAAAAUUCAGAGAAUAAACUCGAAAUGUUUCAAGAAUUAAUUCAUAGCAAUUACAAGAUUAUAAUAGUUAUAAUAUUUUGAUAGUAUAUUGUAGCCUAUUGUGCAUGCAAAUGGCCCUUGAAG